AGAAAGUCCAAGUUUCAAGCGGUGUCUCGGGACUGUGAGCCAUGGUAUCUCAACGUUGGUCGGCGGGCCAGUCCAAAGGAAAUGUUUGGGAUGCCUAUAGCAAGGUUGGCACAAAAGUGAGUGCUGGAGGUUUUGGUUUUGUCACCAAAGCCGCUUCAGCAGAUGGCGCUCACUAUGCCAUCAAGUCGGUCCCAAAGCUUCCCGAGAGCAAGUCCAAGCGGCGACGCACUGCCGAACGACUGCAGCAGGAGGUGGCACUUAUGCGACGUGUUCAACACCCACAGCACGUUGUGAAUCUGCAUGAGACCUUUGAGGAUGAGCACUUUGUUUACUUAGUGAUGGAGCUAUGUCAGGGCGGGGAGCUAGCGGCAUUUAUCCUGGAACAGGGGAACCACACUGAAUUCCAGGUAGCACUGGUCAUGCGUCAGGUUUUUGCAGCAGUGGCAUUCUUGCAUAGCUGCAACGUUUGCCAUCGGGACCUCAAGCCUGAGAACCUUCUGUUAUUGCAUCGGUGCCGCAUCCAGGAUAAUGUGCUGAAGGUGGCGGACUUUGGCUUGGCCGCCGUUUGCACUUCUGGGCUCCAGGGCGUUGCAGGAACUUUGCCGUACAUGGCACCACAGGUGCUGACUGGUCGGUAUGACUUGGCCGUUGAUAUGUGGAGCUGUGGGGUCAUCAUGUAUUUAUUGCUUUGUGGCUACCCUCCUUUCUGGCAUGAGUUUGAUCCUCAGAAGACGGAGAUGACCAUCCGGCGUGGCAACUUCGCCUUCCCAGAGCAGGACUGGGGGAGUGUCUCCGAAGAAGCCAAAACACUGAUUCGAGGGCUGCUAAAGAUGCAGCCAACGGAGCGCUUGGCUGCAAAAGAAGCUUGCCAAAAUCCUUGGGUGAUGCGGUCCUCCAACGACGUAUCUCUGUCUCCAGCCUUGACACGGCUGCGAAAGUUCCUAAAGGCAAUGUACGCCACCCAGGUGCAGUCUGCCGAGGAUUUGUUGGGCAAUGAUUCGUCUACUUGGAGAAGCUUGUACCAAAGUGUUACAAGCUGGUUUGAGUUUAGAGCACCCAGUUUCUUUGCACCUUGUUGCAACCAGUCUGCCGGGAUCAUGGAGGAGGUGCACUUGGUGCCAUCAGACAUUCAAGCAACUGGAUUCGCGAUUGGAAUGAGGGUCUUGUACAACUCGCGGACACAUCAUCGCUGGCUGCCGACCGUGAUUGUGGAUCUGAACGACCAUGGAGAUGUGGAGCUUGAGAUCAAGCCUCGUGUUUGGAUCAGCCCCAAAGAGCAGUCGACACUGCUGCGCUCCGUGGAGUCUGUCAGGUUUUAGGUCAGAGCAGACAUUUCUUUGAAGCGUGUUUUAGUC
This is a messenger RNA of Durusdinium trenchii, 1355 nucleotides long. NCBI's taxonomy places the organism in Eukaryota, Dinophyceae, Suessiales, Symbiodiniaceae. The record is from the annotation of a GenBank genome assembly.